Molecule: messenger RNA, 807 nt
Organism: Aureobasidium namibiae CBS 147.97
Lineage: Eukaryota; Fungi; Ascomycota; Dothideomycetes; Dothideales; Saccotheciaceae
Product: Cupredoxin
Exons: 3
Coding region: 1-807 (268 amino acids)
Source: RefSeq, a predicted model, not a curated record
AUGAAGACUUUCACUGUUCCCGUCAUCUCAUCUCUUGUGGCCUCCGCCUACGCGGCGUCCCAUUCCAUCGAUGUUGGUGAAGACGGCCUUGUGUUCUCUCCGAACUCGACCACUGCCGCUGUUGGCGAUACAAUUACUUUCCACUACUACCCUCGUGCUCACGGCGUUGCUCGCAGUAGCUUCUCGAGCCCUUGCGCGGCCAUAGAUAAUGGCUUCAACUCUGGCUUCGUCAGAGUUGCAAGCGGAGAGUCGAACACGACGUUCACCAUCACCAUCAACAACACUGAUCCGAUCUGGUACUACUGUCCUCAAGGUGAUCAUUGUCAAGCUGGUAUGGUUGGUGUAAUCAAUCCUCCCUCUUCGGGGAACGAGAAUAUCGGUGCAUUUAUUGUUGCUGCAUCCACCGCUGGGACCAGUACCGUGCCUGGUGAAGUUUACGGUGGUGUUCUUGCCGUCGACGGUGCAUCUAGUGGUGCCGUGGCCGGAGGUUCUUCGUCUUCUGCCCAAUCAGCAAGCAGUGCGACCAUGUCCUCAGGUUCUUCUUCGCAGAUGUCUUCCAUGAUGUCGUCUUCAAGAGCUUCUUCCAGCAUGACUUCAUCCGCUUCUUCAGCUGCGGUCGCUGGUGGCUCUUCCAGUCGUGCCAUGACGUCAGGAACUGCUUCGCACAGUUCGGGCUCUGCGACUUCUAGAGCUGCAAGUGCAACGAGCAGUAUCGCUGUGUCUACAGGUGCAGCUGCUUCUCUUAAGACGAUUGGGCUGGCGAACAUUGGAAUGGGACUGUUGUUGAGUGGUUGGUACCUCUCGUAA